Molecule: messenger RNA, 1209 nt
Organism: Puccinia triticina
Lineage: Eukaryota; Fungi; Basidiomycota; Pucciniomycetes; Pucciniales; Pucciniaceae
Exons: 4
Coding region: 1-1209 (402 amino acids)
Biological process (GO): box C/D snoRNP assembly; snoRNA localization; maturation of LSU-rRNA from tricistronic rRNA transcript (SSU-rRNA, 5.8S rRNA, LSU-rRNA)
Cellular component (GO): pre-snoRNP complex; nucleus
Source: RefSeq, a predicted model, not a curated record
AUGGCUUCACCCUACCAAGAGCUGCAAGCCUUCCGACGCGCCCACCAUGCGAACCUACAUCCACCACCAGACAAACCUCACCCCUCAAAAACGAUGGACGCCUCAGGAUCCAGCUCACCACCUCCAUCCGCACCACACGACGCUCCAUCCGUCCGCGCGGGGCCAAAGCCAUGCGAGCAGUGCCAGCAGACGGCGUCGCGAUACACCUGUCCGGGGUGCGGAGUCCGGACGUGUUCGUUAGGGUGCUCGAGCGACCACAAGACGGCCACGAAAUGCUCGGGCAAACGCAACCGGGUCGAGUUCGUCCAGCUCAACCAAUACUCGUGGGGACGACUCAUGCAGGAUUACUCGUACCUCGAGGAAAUCCAUCGCCAUCUCGCCCACCCCCGGCUCGCCCAAGACCCCGCCGCUCCCCCCUCCGUCGCCGCCUCCUCUAUCGCCCCCCUGCUUCCCUCCCGAAACUCCAACGCUAGACGCGAGUUCCUCGUCCGCAAGGCCGCACUCGAAGGCGUCCGACUCACUUUGAUGCCUGAUGGGAUGUCAAGACGCAAGCUCAACAUGACCCAUUACAAUCAAAAGAAGAAAUGCAUGCAAUGGACCGUAGAGCUCGUUUUCCGGAGCGGAGAACCGGACAAGAGCGGCGAGGCACAAGCCGCCACAAGGCACGGUCCGGCGUCCGAAACCCAUCCCCACGCCAGCCAUCUGGUGCACCAAAUCUGCUCGGACACGGCGCUGAUUGAGCUCCUGAAACGGACGCUGAAGCUGAAGAAACUGAAGAUGACUCAGGAGAGACGGCGGCACCUUGUAGCCCUGGUGGAGCCGGAGCACGACCCGGCGCCGGCCGCGACGGCAGAAGAGAGCGUGGUAUUUGUGACGAGGCUCGGGCGUGCUGGUGGGCCAGAAGGGCCGGCGAGCGAGCCCGCAGAAGUCUAUGUGCUGGAGAGCAUGAUGACGGUGUGUGGGGCGUUGGGCGGGACGAGUGUGGUGGAGUGGCCGCAGUUCGAGGUGUGGACGGCCCCCGACUGGGCCGCCGAGAUGAGCGCCGGCCGCGUCCGCAUCAGACCCCGCACCGGCGACGCUCCGCCCUCCCUCCAUGCCCAAGCCCUCGACACCCAAGCCUCGUCUGCCCUCCCCCUCGAUCAACAGACCUCGCCGCACCUCCUGGCCUCGUUGCUCCAAUACUCGAGCAGCGAUGACGACAGCGAUUGA